Moesziomyces aphidis is the source of this 777-nucleotide messenger RNA. Lineage: Eukaryota; Fungi; Basidiomycota; Ustilaginomycetes; Ustilaginales; Ustilaginaceae. The record is from the annotation of a GenBank genome assembly.
AUGGCAGACAGCACCGACGCUACCGCUGCGGGAAGCCCCACCGCGUCGCCAUCGAUCUCGGCGCCGACUGCUGGACCGAGCACGUCCCCGCGCUCCAAACGCGCCGUAUCGCCCGUUGCGGAAGAAGCGCACGCCUCGUCCAGCGACGCACGACCUCGGCGCUCACGCUCGCCAGAACGCGCACCAUCUCGAGAGCCCGAUGCGCCUGCAGCCAAACGAGCUCGCUCAUCCGAUGGCGAGGAUCGCAAACGCGACCGGCGCAUGUUUGGACUGCUCACAUCGACGCUGACGCAAUUCAAGCGGGAGUCGCAAUCGACGCGCGCGGCCACACUCGCCUCGAACCGCGCCAGCAUCGAAGCACGACUGGCCACCAAGCUGCGACACACGUCGGCAGUAGCGCAAGGGCUGGAGCGAAAAAAGACGCUGCUCUGGCAGGCGAGAGAGCUGGCCGAACGGAUGGCAGAACAAGAUGCACAGCGCGCAACCCUGCGCAAGAUGAAACGAAGACAAGCCAGUUUCCUCUUCACCCACAACCGCACCCGCAGCGAUCCAACCAGACUCGCAGCACAUAUCCCAACGUCCCAACCACCGCGUGAGACAGAUUGGCCCGUCUACUUCUUGCCCGGCAAAACGCUACCCGACCAGGAAGAUGCUCUUAACGCCCAGGAGGAUGGCGUGGACGACCAGAUCGAAGAGCACGACGAUGCGUGGACGGUCAAACGCAACACCCUCCUCGCCCGCCUCAACGACCUCAAAUCCCAACUACGCAGCAUGUAA